AACGUUUCGCCAGAUAUCGUUGUAAAUUUGUCAAAACGAAUUCUUCUUUGGCUUACCGUUGUUACGUUUGUGCGCAGGAAUCAAAGUUUUUAUUUAAACGUUACAUUUAGCCACAAACAAUGAGACUUUCAGCAAUUCGCCAACAUGGUUUUGGUCACCUUGGUGUUAAAGUGAACAAGCAAAUCAUCUAUACAAUGUCUGCAUUUGAACAAAAUCCAAUCAAAGGUGUCCUCAGAAAGGGAGUUCCAAAUAUGAUACGCCGAACUAGAGAAAGCUUUUUCGUGAUUGCUAUUCCUGCGCUGUUGGCAUACAUGGCAUAUGACUGGGGUGUUACAGCUCAAGCAAAACUGGACCGAAAAGAUCCAAAGAUGUAUGAAAAUGAUGUUUAAAGGAACUCAGUGACAAAUCCUCAAAAGUUCUUAAUAUGUUUUGAAAUAAACCAUCUUUAUAAAGUUUACAACACAUUUGCUAAUAGUUAAAAAGCAGAAUUAAUAAGCGAUUGCGAUGAUGCAGGUUA
Molecule: messenger RNA, 517 nt
Organism: Ciona intestinalis (vase tunicate)
Lineage: Eukaryota; Metazoa; Chordata; Ascidiacea; Phlebobranchia; Cionidae
Source: RefSeq, a predicted model, not a curated record